CGUAAAACAAUUGGUCGUGUGAAAAUGAAUAUUCCCGAGAUCAGGUGACUAUCCAAACCUCACUCGCACAAACCGAUGUAUGGAAAAAAGAAAGAACAAGACCGUUUGUUACGAAGGUUACGAAUCAGUUAAUUUACUAGCAAAGAGGAGAUUCAAAAAUGAUUAGCAGUGACAUUUGAUAAACGCUUGGUACCCCUGGAAUUUUCGCCGCUACACCUAGAUCACCUAUCUUAUAUUGUGACAGCCAACAGUACAGUCAACGCUUCUGACGUGAUAAAUAUUCCAACAACAUGGCGUCUGCUACGGUACCAUUGUUGAUGGAUGAUGAUACGAUCGCUUUUGGGGAGGAAGAAACUGCACAGAACUCAGAGAAAUUGAAACACCCGUAUGUUACAACAUUUCACUUGUUCUUCCGUGUGGCAGCCAUCGUGGUUUACAUACUAUGCGGAUUAUUUUCCAAAAGCUUUAUUGGAAGCUUUGUUGUCAUUGUGCUGCUACUCUCAAUGGAUUUUUGGACUGUUAAAAAUAUAACUGGAAGAUUAAUGGUCGGACUAAGAUGGUGGAAUUAUGUUGACGAUGAUGGAAAAAGCCAUUGGGUUUUUGAAUCAAGAAAGGGCUCACAGCAGAACCGCGUCAGUGCUGCUGAAGCACGGAUAUUUUGGCUCGCCUUGAUCCUGUGCCCUUUUGCUUGGUCGGUUUUUUUUAUGGUAGCCCUCUUUAGUUGGAGUUUCAAAUGGCUGCUUCUGGUAUGCAUAGCCAUUACUCUGAAUGGCGCCAACCUUUAUGGCUACAUAAAGUGUAAGAUGGGAAACAAUCAGAACAUUUCAGCAGCAACCGGUGAUUUCUUCAAGAAACAAGUACUGAAUAAUGUAGCUACGAUGAUGUCUCGAAGUCCACCAACCAACACUCCAGGGCAGACAAUAAACGUGAUAUAAUAUAUUGAUCUUCUGCAUUAAGCAUUUGAAAAGUUGUACAUAUAUAUACAAUAAUUGUAAUAAUCAUAUUACAUUAUCCUCGAUUAUGAAGCAAAUGUUCCUUCAAACCAAGGAUUAUUCUCAAUUUUUUUCGAUGUACAUAAUAUAUCUAUGCACAUACAUGCAUACACAUAUAUACAUCCAUCUAUCCAUCUAAAAGGUCUCAUCAUUCAAGGGCAUAAAGAAGAAAGAGUCGAAAGAGUUUACCAAAUAGGAUGGAAAAAUGGAUUUGUAAUUUUAACGAUGUUGUCAAUUCUCUCAGUGUUUAGUUAUUAAAAAUAUUAAAAAAUGAUUCAA
This is a messenger RNA of Neodiprion virginianus, 1271 nucleotides long. RefSeq lists its product as uncharacterized. Gene Ontology annotation, biological process: vesicle-mediated transport; protein secretion. Lineage: Eukaryota; Metazoa; Arthropoda; Insecta; Hymenoptera; Diprionidae. The transcript has 5 exons. The record is from RefSeq and is a predicted model, not a curated record. Gene Ontology annotation, cellular component: Golgi membrane. The coding region runs from base 291 to 935 and encodes 214 amino acids.